GCCGCAGCCGUUGGCUGGCGGACGCCCAAUCCCGGGGCAUGCCGCCCCAACCUGGCCAGGACACACAGUGAAAGGCGAGUUUGGUGGCAGAUCUGACCCCCAGGGGUUGUCAGCUGCAGCAGCUUAGCGAGCCCAGUAUCAGGGACUCCAGGCUUGGAGAGAAAGCAGCGGCAAUGGCUUCGGUGUUCAUGUGCGGAGUGGAGGACCUGCUAUUCAGCGGCAGUCGCUUCGUGUGGAACUUGACCGUGUCCACGCUGCGGAGAUGGUACACCGAGAGGCUGCGGGCUUGCCACCAGGUGCUGCGGUCGUGGUGCGGGCUGCGGGACGUGUACCAGAUGACAGAGGGCAGGCACUGCCAGGUUCACCUGCUGGAUGACAGGAGACUGGAACUGCUGGUUCAGCCCAAGCUUUUAUCAAGAGAGCUGCUGGACCUUGUGGCAUCACAUUUCAACCUGAAAGAGAAGGAGUACUUUGGAAUAACAUUUAUAGAUGACACGGGUCAAGAGAACUGGCUGCAGCUGGACCACAGAGUUUUGGAGCAUGAUUUGCCUAAGAAACCUGGCCCAGCUACUCUGCACUUUGCUGUCAGGUUCUACAUCGAGAGCAUAUCCUUUCUAAAGGAUAAGAACACGGUGGAACUGUUUUUCCUGAAUGCAAAGGCCUGUGUACACAAGGGACAAAUCGAAGUAGACAGUGAGACCAUCUUCAAGUUGGCUGCCCUGGUUUUGCAGGAAAGCAAAGGAGAUUAUACCAGUGAUGAGAAUGCCAGGAAAGAUUUGAAGACACUGCCAGUCUUUCCAACCAAAACCCUUCAGGAACAUCCAUCACUCGCUUACUGUGAAGACAGAGUGAUUGAACAUUAUUUGAAAAUCAAAGGUCUGACUCGGGGUCAAGCUGUGGUCCAGUAUAUGAAAAUCGUAGAAGCCCUGCCAACUUAUGGAGUCCAUUAUUAUGCAGUGAAGGAUAAGCAGGGACUUCCAUGGUGGCUUGGGAUCAGCUACAAAGGAAUCGGCCAGUAUGAUUUACAAGACAAGGUGAAGCCACGGAAACUAUUUCAAUGGAAGCAGCUGGAAAAUUUGUAUUUCCGUGAGAAGAAAUUUGCGGUGGAGGUGCAUGAUCCUCGAAGGAUUUCAGUGUCUAGAAGAACCUUUGGACAGAGUGGCCUGUUUGUACAAACCUGGUAUGCAAACUCUUCUCUCAUCAAGUCCAUCUGGGUAAUGGCCAUUAGCCAGCAUCAAUUCUACCUGGAUCGGAAGCAGAGCAAAGCAAAAAUUCCUUCAGCUAGAAGUUUAGACGAUAUCGCAAUGGAUUUAACGGAGACUGGAGCACAGAGGGUCUCCAAACUAGUGACUCUGGAAGCAAAAAGUCAGUUCAUCAUGGCAAGCAAUGGCAGCCUGAUAUCCUCAGGUUCUCAGGACUCAGAAGGCAUGGAGGAGCAAAAACGAGAGAAAAUCCUAGAACUCAAGAAGAAGGAGAAACUGUUGCAAGAGAAGCUCCUGAAGAAAGUUGAAGAGCUGAAGAAGAUCUGUCUUCGCGAGGCUGAACUCACAGGCAGAAUGCCAAAGGAGUACCCACUGAGCAUCGGCGAGAAGCCCCCUCAGGUCAGGAGGCGAGUGGGGACCACGUUCAAGUUAGAUGACAACCUGCUGCCUACUGAAGAGGAUCCAGCUUUGCAAGAAUUGGAGAGCAAUUUCCUAAUACAGCAAAAGCUGGUUGAAGCUGCAAAGAAACUUGCCAGUGAGCCAGACCUUUGUAAAACCGUGAAGAAAAAACGGAAGCAAGAUUACACAGAUGCUGUGAAAAGGCUGCAGGAGAUUGAAAAUUCCAUCAACGAAUACCGAAUCCGGUGUGGGAAGAAACCCAGCCAGAAGACUACAGUCGUUCUACCAGAAGACAUAAUUCCAUCAGAAAGCAGUUCUUUGUCCGACACCACCACCUAUGAUGAUCCCAAUGACUCCUUCACUCUUGCUGGGCAGCGACCAAGUUCAGUACCUCAUUCUCCAAGAAUUCUGCCCCCCAAGUCUCUUGGCAUCGAGCGAAUCCACUUUAGAAAAUCCUCCAUCAAUGACCAGUUCAUGGACACCAGGCAGUCCAGAGAAAUGCUGUCCACCCACAGCAGCCCUUACAAAACGCUGGAGAGGCGGCCCCAAGGAGGACGGAGCAUGCCCACCACACCUGUCCUGACUCGGAACGCCUACAGCAGCAGCCACCUGGAACCCGACUCUUCAUCUCAGCACUGCCGCCAGCGGAGCGGAAGCCUGGAGUCCCAGUCCCACCUGCUCUCUGAGAUGGACAGUGACAAGCCAUUUUUCACCCUCUCCAAAUCCCAAAGAAGCAGUAGCACUGAGAUCCUCGACGAUGGGUCUUCCUACACCAGUCAGUCAAGCUCCGAGUAUUACUGUGUGACACCUGCUUCCGGCCCUUACUACACCACCCAGACUCUGGACACCCGAGCCAGGGGUAGGAGAAGGUCCAAGAAACAGAAUGUUUCUACCUCCAAUUCAGGAAGCAUGCCCAACCUAGCACAAAAGGAUACUUUGAGAAAUGGUGUCUACUCAAAGGGUCAGGAUCCUUCUGGUUACUAUAUCGCCGGAUAUACUCCAUAUGCGGAGUGUGACUUGUAUUACAGUGGUGGCUAUGUCUAUGAGAAUGACACCGAGGGACAGUACAGUGUCAAUCCUUCUUACCGAUCCUCUGCUCACUACGGAUACGACCGACAGAGGGACUACAGCAGGUCUUUCCAUGAAGAUGAGGUAGACCGCGUACCCCAUAACCCUUAUGCAACUCUCCGGCUGCCAAGGAAGGCUGCCGUGAAAUCUGAGCACAUCACCAAAAACAUCCACAAGGCCUUAGUUGCUGAGCACCUGCGUGGCUGGUACCAGAGGGCUUCUGGGCAAAAGGAUCAGGGGCACAGCCCACAGACUAGCUUUGACUCAGACAGGGGAUCACAGAGGUGCCUGGGAUUUCCGGGGCUGCAGGUGCCCUGUUCUCCAAGCAGUCGAGCAUCCUCCUACUCUUCAGUGUCUUCUACAAAUGCUUCUGGGAACUGGAGGACCCAAUUAACCGUGGGGCUGUCUGAAUACGAAAACCCAGUGCAUUCUCCCUACACCAGCUGCUAUGGCAGCAUCUACAAUCCCUUACCCUCUCCAAGCAGACAGUACGCAGAGACCACUCCGCUGGACGGUACAGAUGGAAACCAGCUGGAAGACAACCUGGAGAGUGGCGAGCAGAGACUCUUUUGGCACGAAGACUCCAAGCCUGGAACAUUAGUCUGAAUGCAGUUGGACCUCCUGACCAAGCACUGCGCAUUCUCACACUAGUGUGCCUUGCAAAGUGUGUUCGUCUCCUAGAAGGCUUUAGAAACAAAAGGCAUCAAAGGGGGAAGAGAAGACUUCUGUGGUUUGGAAGUGAAUCACACACUAAGCCCCACAAAGCCCGGGAUGAGGACUUGCCUUUCAAACUCUAGGCACUAACCCAUCACUAAGUCUGAUCCCUUUGUGGAAUUCCUGUCAAGAGAACCAACAUGAAGCCUUGACACACAGCGAGUUCUUAGGAAGGGGAAUAACAAUUGUCAAAGGCAAGCCUUGAAACUGGGGACAUGUUUGAGGAGUUUGUCCCACGGAAAGGAGGAUGGGAGUUUAAGCACAGUUCAGAAUGCUGAGAGAGGAAACCCAGAAGCUCCCGAGUCAUGGCUCCCCAUGACAAGGUUUGAACUCAUGAGCUGACAGAAAACACACUGUUUCUACAAACAGAUGGCAAUUUAGGCAGUAUUGGAAACUUACUUGAAGAGAAGUUAGAUUUUCAUGAAGUUCUGAAUGAGUGUAAAUGUUUUAAGAUGUCUUCGUAAGCACCAUAAAUAAGGACUCUAGUCAUUCUGAUUGCUAUAGCAACCCACACCAUAACUUGAUUGUAGCCCAGCUAGAGGAAGUCACUGGCCAGCUCUGCUUGGAGAAUGUUCUUAAGGUACAUAUCACCAAUCCCUGUUGUGCUUCCCAACACUGAAUUCGCAGACUGGUGACUCUCCACCUUGCCUGUCAUUUGAAAUGGUCGGCUUGAGAUGGAAAGAGUGUGGAACCACAGGUCUGAAAAGAAGGUUCCCUGAUGAUAAGAGGAAGGACCCCAGAGGACAAAGCCAACCCACAUCAUCGUAGAUGAAUCGUGUGCCUUAACGUGGUGAACAGUAGAAAGUGAAACCUCCAGUUUGAACUCCAGAAGUAAAUCUGUCACCCGGUGACAAAACAAGAUUGGCAUAAAGAGAAUUUACUCCAAGCUGCAGGAGAUUGAAUCAUGAGGCUUAAACUACCUCCUACCCCUUCUGGAGGAACACAUUAGCUAGGUUUGUUGUUCGUAGGAUUUUGCUUGCUUUUAGGGCAGCCUUGAUCUUCGUCUCUUUAUUCAGCUUCCAAAUCCCAUGAAAGGUGCUUCCUUUUCCCUCCCUUUUAUAUGAGUUUCUUGUUCAUAUUGUGAAUAGAAACAUUUCUCAACAGCUUUUCUGGGACAGUUUUCUACUUGUAUUCCAAAGCAUGUAAUAUAUACAUAAAGAUGCUUUGUUAAACUGGUCCUUAGUCAUUUGUAUCAUUAGAAAUGAAGUCUGGGGAAAUUUUUUUGGAAAAAAAGACACAAGUAAAAAAAUAAUAAUAACUUAUUCCUUUUUGCAUAUUUGUAUAGCCUUCUGGAAUUGGAAAUAGCCUUUUGCAUAUACUUUCAUCGUUUUGACUUUUUGAGACCUGUUAUUUUUUUACAUAGGUCAAUAAACUGAGAGUGUACUACUGAA
Mesocricetus auratus (golden hamster) is the source of this 4774-nucleotide messenger RNA. RefSeq names its product FERM domain containing 4B (gene Frmd4b). NCBI's taxonomy places the organism in Eukaryota, Metazoa, Chordata, Mammalia, Rodentia, Cricetidae. The record is from RefSeq and is a predicted model, not a curated record. Gene Ontology annotation, cellular component: adherens junction; bicellular tight junction; cytoskeleton. Gene Ontology annotation, biological process: establishment of epithelial cell polarity.